AGCGGGAGGUGGAGGGUGGAGAGGAGGUCCCGCCCCCACCUCGCUCUCCUUUACGGGAAGUGAUGUGGGGCCGGACGGAAAAUACCCGCCAAGGACCCAAAAAGGGCCGGCAACGGGUGGACGCGGCGCGCGCGCAGGCAGAGCGGCGCGGGGACAGCGAGGUCCAGCCAGGUGAACCACUGAGUUCUUCAUUAUGUCUGAUGGAGACUAUGAUUACCUCAUCAAGUUUUUAGCUUUGGGAGACUCUGGAGUAGGGAAGACCAGUGUACUUUACCAGUACACAGAUGGUAAAUUUAACUCCAAAUUUAUCACAACAGUGGGCAUUGAUUUCAGGGAAAAGAGAGUGGUGUACAGAGCCAAUGGACCAGAUGGAGCCAUAGGUAGAGGCCAGAGAAUCCACCUGCAAUUAUGGGACACAGCAGGGCAGGAGAGGUUUCGUAGCUUGACAACAGCAUUCUUCAGAGAUGCUAUGGGGUUUCUUCUGCUCUUUGAUCUGACAAACGAGCAAAGUUUCCUCAAUGUCAGAAACUGGAUAAGCCAGCUACAAAUGCAUGCAUAUUGUGAAAACCCAGAUAUAGUGUUAUGUGGAAAUAAGAGCGAUCUGGAAGACCAGAGAGUCGUAAAAGAGGAGGAAGCAAGAGGACUUGCAGAGAAAUAUGGAAUCCCCUACUUUGAAACUAGCGCUGCCAAUGGGACAAACAUAAGCGAAGCAAUCGAGAUGCUCCUGGACCUGAUAAUGAAGCGAAUGGAACGGUGUGUAGACAAAUCCUGGAUUCCUGAAGGAGUGGUCCGAUCCAAUGGUCAUACCUCCACAGAUCACUUGAAUGAAGAAAAGGAGAAGGGGAUCUGUGGCUGUUGAAGAGUCCAGUGAGCUACACAGUAACUCAAGUGGCCCGUGUCUGUGAUCUUUUCUAUGGAUGAUACGUGGCUCAGAGAGAGAUGAACAGGCAUUGUGUACAAACUGCUUCUACCGUCCCACUUAGACCUAUCUGGUUUUAAAAUUUCUUUGCUGCAGCUUUGUAAAUAUUUAAGAUUCAGCCCGCGAGUUAUGAGAAAUAUUUCACAUAGCCAAAAGUGCCUUAUAAAACCUUAGCCCAUGGCAGCAGAUGUUUCAGGAUUGAGGGUUUUGUAGUCACAGAAGAGUGCAUGUAUGAUGUAGAAUGACUGAGGAUACCACCACCUGCCUUAACUUACAUCAGUCCAGAGUCUAACACUCAGAAUCUUAGAUACAAUUGUAAAACUAUCAAUCUUUAAUCCAAAUUAAAAAACCCUACUUGUACUGUGGGUAACCUUGUAAAAUGCCAUCUAAACCACUUGAAUGUUAAAUAAGAAUAUACAUAAACAUCAGUUCAAUGUCCUUGAGUAUUAAUUUAUAUAAACAAUCUCUUUAAAAUGAAUAUAGCAUAACUUAAUGGUUUUAUCUAUAGACUCUGGAUAAAGUGGGUUGACCAAUUGUAGACUCACUGUGACUCUUGUGGUAGGAAGGGGAUUGGGGAUGAGGUUAAGGGUGUCUUAAUGUAGUAUGAACAGCUGAAGUGGGGCUUCUAGCUCCCUGCUAUAUUCCCACUGCUCUGAAGGAUUGAUUGAAGGAUCAGGGAAUUAGAUUUUUAUGGCUUUAUUUCACUGUAAUCUGUGCAUUUAUACUUGGCCUACAUGCUGGCCACAUUUGAACAUAGCUGGUGCUUAUGCUGAAGUUAUUUGUGAUAAGUAAGCAUUUAGCUUCUUUUUUUCAUAUUUAUAAUGUUGGUCUGGCAUCCUCAGACUGCGGUUUUAAUUAGCUUGUGAACUGCUAAUCUUUUGUCUUCACCAUCACGCUUUAUAUUAUUGAUAUUUGCAACUUGUUUCAUUUUUACAUUGGUGGAAUUGAAGAAAUUAGAUUUUAAUUACAUAAAAUGUUUGCUAUGUGGUAGAAGAAAAAUGUUUGUAUUUAAGCAGUUACAUUUAUACUAUAGCUCAAUAUAGGAAAAAUGAAGACUUAAAUAGCCUAUAUUUUUUAUUGAGAUCACAGGCAUUUAUUGUACUUGCUGGGUCUUGCCAAGGUCAUGGAUUCCUCUGCCUUGCCUUAGUGUCUUUAUAUCAAAUUAAAGGUAGUUUUAAAAUAUGCUUAUGGCAGGUGUUUAUAAAGGUCAUAGGGAAACAUUCUUAUUUAUUAAAGCAGUUUAAGUAAGAUUAAAAUUUCCAAAGAGCUUAAUGGCUAUUUAGGAAGAAUUACCAUUCAUGGUAAUUUAAACAAAGAAUAAAAAUAAAUAUAUUUUGUGGUGGCAUAUGAUUGGAAGAACUGUAAUUAGAAAAAUACAGCUAUGAUGGAAGUAAUUACUUUUACAUGGUAAUUUUCAAAUAGCUUUUUAUCGAGUAUCCUAUUUCUUUGCCACAUCUUUCCUACAACUACCUUAAAAAACUUAGCUGUGAUUAGUGAGAUCUUACAUGUUUCUAUCCUUGAAAUGAAGACUUCUUUUAAAUACUAAGGAAGUCAUUGAGUCCUGUGCAUUUGAAUUGUGUAUUCCAGUAAGGAAAAAAUCCAGACAUUACAAGGGCAGGGUCCUAAUCACAAGCAGUGCCUUCUAAAGUUGCCGUAGAUGUCAGUGGAGCAAAUCAUAAUUUUAUAGCUACGUAUUAGGCAGCAUUUUUUAUGGUCUAUUAUGUAGUUAAAAAGAAGACAAUAUUUGUAUGUUUCACUUUUUUCAAGAACCAAAUGAGCAAUUAGCUGCAUAUCCCAUUGGCUUUAAGCAUAAUACACAAUUAAACAUAUACAUGAUAUAAUGCACAUGAAAGAACCAUCUUUAAUUAUUGAAAUAAAUAACCUGUAUUCUCUUUGGAAGACUUUGUUUGAAUUUGGUAUCAAAGUAUCAUUUUUUGUGCAUCAAUGUAUUCUUCUAUUUAUAAGACUGUGUAAAAGUGAAGUGUAUCCUCAGUGAAUUUUGUGCCAAUUAAGCUUAUAAUUAAAAAGUGGUCUAGUCUGCCAA
Messenger RNA from Ailuropoda melanoleuca (giant panda), 2963 nucleotides. It is a transcript of the gene RAB27A, whose product is annotated as RAB27A, member RAS oncogene family. Gene Ontology annotation, molecular function: GTP binding; GTPase activity. The record is from RefSeq and is a predicted model, not a curated record. The transcript has 6 exons. The coding region runs from base 194 to 859 and encodes 221 amino acids. Lineage: Eukaryota; Metazoa; Chordata; Mammalia; Carnivora; Ursidae.